AUGGCCUACGAUUACCGCAACCCCGACGCGCCUCACGAAGCUUACCUUGAGCCUUCAGACCAUCUGCCAUCCACUGCAUCCUACCCGGCCCCUCCACGCCGACGCACCUCGCGCUCGUCGUCGGCGGACGGCUCACAGAGCUCGCAGCAGGGCCAGCCCGUGUACGAGGCUGUCAACAGCGCCUUCGACAAGUCGAGUGCCGCGAGCCAGCUUGAUCCCGAUCUGGUAGCCCAGAUAACGGAAGAAGUGAGGAAGCAAGUCCUGGAUACGCUAAAGUCGUCGGGCCAGCUUCCCUCGCAGAGCAAGCCGCAGGCGAAGGACGAAUCUGCGACCGCGUCCUACCCACCGCGCGUAUACACGCCACCGUCUCCGACCAGGCACGACAGCAUCCACUCGACCGACAGCUCCAAUUCGCCUGAGCCACCUGUCCAAGACCCUUACUUUAAGUCUGAUGCUAGAGAGCGGGACGGUCCCCUACCGAAAUUCGGUGGUACCCGUACGACGUCAUCGGUUACGUCGGACCACGGUUCGCAGUAUGGUGCCGCGUCGCAGCACGGCAACACCAGCGCUAAUGCCCAAUACCCGCCGCGGCCCCCGGUCCAGCGACACUUCACGGACGUCGAGGAGACGGCCAUCGAGAAGACAUGGCGCCCGCUGUUCGAUGCAGAUGGACAGCCCACCCUGAGGCUGAGCCAGUUCUUACGGGGCCUUGCUCUCCACUUGAUGCAGGAUUACGAGCCAAAGGGGACCUUAGUUGUCACACCAGCGAAGAUGCGCAAGUUCUACGAGGAAACUCGGACCCAGGAUGAGAUCUAUCCCUGGAGCACGAUCUUUGGAACGCUGUCCAAUGCGGCAAUUUCGAAGAUGUACAGAGAUUUGCGUUGCCUCCACCACUUGGUCCAGGAGAAGGCCGACGAGGUCCCAAACACUCCCGCACUGACGCCCUUGGGCUUUGAUACUUGGAUGACGUUCAUGAUUCAGGGACACCCUGAGAUCGAAUUUGCACGUCUGGCCAAGGCUGUCAUGCACAUGCCCAUCAGCAAUGCCGAUGACAUCAAAGAGCGUUUCCCCAAGGAGCUUCCCCGGCGCCUGUUCCCGAAGUUCGAAAAUCUGCCCGCGCGCCAGCGGUGCGCUGCAGCCAUCUGUUCCAGCGGGAAGAUCACCAUCCGGACUCCCACUUUCCCUCCUCCGCCCCCGACACAACCUCCGAUGCAACCCCCUCCCUCGUCUUACCCGUCUUAUCCGGCAGAUACCAGGGAGACGGCGGCAGCAUCGGACUCCGACAAUGAGCCUGUUUCAAUCCCUAUUGAGCGCGAGCGCAAGCCGUACAUUGCACGCAACCAGCUCCGCUCCUGCAGGCGGGCUUACCAGCGAAAGCGCGCCUCCAGAAACUGGUGGACCAUCGCGGGUUCCUCGCACAUACUCGAAUACCUCCUCAAGCGCGAGCGGCACGAACGGCAUUUAUCGGACAAGCAGUCACUCAGAAUAUCCACCAAGUACCACGCAAACCAGACAAUACCGCACUGGCUCCCGCAUGAAUGGUUCAAGACGGCGCAGCCCAUCGUUCAGUACUCCCAGGAGCGACGGUUACGGUACUCGCUCGGAACCAGGCAAUGUUGGUGA
Molecule: messenger RNA, 1623 nt
Organism: Lasiodiplodia theobromae
Lineage: Eukaryota; Fungi; Ascomycota; Dothideomycetes; Botryosphaeriales; Botryosphaeriaceae
Exons: 4
Coding region: 1-1623 (540 amino acids)
Source: RefSeq, a predicted model, not a curated record